Molecule: messenger RNA, 4613 nt
Organism: Erigeron canadensis
Lineage: Eukaryota; Viridiplantae; Streptophyta; Magnoliopsida; Asterales; Asteraceae
Product: myosin-9-like
Exons: 36
Coding region: 16-4368 (1450 amino acids)
Biological process (GO): vesicle transport along actin filament; actin filament organization
Cellular component (GO): myosin complex; cytoplasm; actin cytoskeleton
Molecular function (GO): actin filament binding; ATP binding; microfilament motor activity
Source: RefSeq, a predicted model, not a curated record
GGUGGAGUUGACGACAUGACAAAGCUUUCUUAUUUGCAUGAGCCUGGAGUGUUGCAAAAUUUAGCCACUAGAUAUCAGCUUAAUGAAAUAUAUACAUAUACGGGCAAUAUUUUAAUUGCGGUUAACCCUUUUAAAAGAUUGCCACACUUAUAUGAUGCUAAAAUGAUGGAACGGUACAAAGGAGCAGCAAUAGGGGAGCUUGAUCCUCAUGUUUUUGCAAUUGCCGAUGCUGCUUUCAGGGCAAUGGUUAAUGAAGGAAAAAGUAACUCGAUCUUGGUCAGUGGUGAAAGUGGGGCAGGUAAAACAGAGACUACUAAAAUGCUUAUGCAAUAUCUUGCCUAUUUGGGGGGUCGUAAAGAGACCGAAGGGCGGACAGUCGAACAGCAAAUUCUUGAAUCAAAUCCAGUUCUGGAAGCCUUUGGAAAUGCAAAAACUGUUAGAAAUAACAAUUCCAGCCGUUUUGGUAAAUUUGUUGAGAUUCAGUUUGAUAAACAAGCACGGAUAUCUGGAGCAGCCAUCCGAACGUACCUCCUUGAGAGAUCUCGUGUUUGCCAAAUUUCGGAUCCUGAACGUAACUAUCACUGUUUCUAUCUUCUAUGUGCAGCACCUCCUGAGGAUAUUAAGAAAUAUAAAUUGGGCGAUCCAAGAUCUUUUCGUUAUCUUAACCAGUCAAAGUGCUACGAGCUUGAUGAUGUAAGCGAUUCCCAUGAUUAUCUUGCUACUAGGAGAGCCAUGGACAUUGUUGGAAUGAAUGAAACGGAACAGGAUGCAAUUUUCAGAAUUCUGGCUUCAAUUCUUCAUCUUGGUAAUGUUGAAUUUGCCAAAGGGAAAGAGGUUGAUUCGUCAGUCCUGAAAGAUGAUAGAUCCAUAUUCCAUCUCCAGAUGACAGCAGACUUACUAUUGUGUGAUCUUCAGGCAUUGGAAGAUGCACUACUGAAGCGUGUCAUGGUUACCCCUGAAGAAGUUAUCAAGAGAAGUCUUGAUCCUGAGGGGGCAUCUGUUAGCAGGGAUGGUUUAGCCAAGACCUUAUAUUCACGCUUAUUUGACUGGUUAGUGGAUAAAAUUAACGUGUCUAUUGGGCAAGAUGAUAAGUCAGCAUAUCUGAUUGGGGUUCUUGACAUCUACGGUUUUGAAAGCUUUAAUUCCAAUAGUUUCGAACAAUUUUGUAUUAAUUAUACUAAUGAGAAGCUGCAACAACAUUUCAACCAGCACGUGUUUAAGACGGAGCAAGAGGAGUAUAGCAAAGAAGGAAUUGAUUGGAGCUACAUAGAGUUUAUAGAUAAUAAGGACGUUUUGGAUCUUAUUGAAAAGAAACCCGGUGGAAUAAUUGCUCUACUUGAUGAAGCUUGUAUGUUUCCCAAGUCGACUCAUGAAACAUUCUCACAGAAGCUUUAUCAGACAUUCAGAAACCACCAACGAUUUUUCAAACCUAAAUUGUCUCGCACUGGUUUCACCAUUGCUCAUUAUGCAGGAGAGGUUCAUUACCAGUCUGAGCAAUUUAUCGACAAAAACAAAGAUUAUGUUGUUCCAGAACAUCAAGAUAUGCUGACUGCUUCCAAGUGUUCCUUUAUAUCAGCUCUUUUCCCUCCAUUGCCCGAGGAACCAACCAAAUCUUCAAACAAAUCCUCUAAGUUCUCAUCAAUUGGUUCUCGCUUCAAGUCACAACUUCAGCAGUUAAUGGAGAUUCUGAAUUGCACUGAACCCCACUAUAUUAGAUGUGUGAAGCCAAAUAAUCUUCUUAAGCCGUCUAUAUUUGAGAAUGUCAACAUAGUGCAACAAUUACGUUGUGGAGGGGUUCUAGAAGCAAUUCGCAUCAGCUGUGCUGGCUAUCCUACUCGCAAGAGUUUUUCUGAGUUUGUUAACCGGUUUAGCAUUCUUGCUCCAGAGGUGAAGAAAGGAAAUCUGAAUGCAAAGGUUGCAUGUAAAAAGAUUCUAGACAAAGUGGGGCUUCAGGGGUCUCAGAUAGGCAAAACCAAAGUUUUUCUUAGAGCCGGUCAGAUGGCCGAAUUAGAUGCACUAAAAACGCAAAAGCUUAGCAAUGCAGCCAAGUUUAUGCAACGAAGGAUAAGAACUCACAUUGUCAGGAAGCAUUUUCUUGCUUUGAAGAAGUCUGCUAUUGUCUGUCAAUCUUUUUGCAGAGGAAAGCUUGCCUGCAACUUGUACCAGCACAUGAAGAAGAGUACUGCUUCACUUAAAAUACAGACUAGUUUUAGGCGACACUUAUCAAAGAAAACAUAUAACAAACUCAAGCUGUCAGUAAUCCUCUUCCAGGCACGUCUGCGUGCAAUGGUUGCUGGCAAAAAGUUUAGAAACAUACAACAACACAAGGCAGCAAUUCUUUUACAGGCCCAAUGGCGUGGUCAUAGAGAUUAUCUAUACUAUAAAAAGCUCAUAAGGGCAGCUGUUGCUACACAAUGUAGAUGGAAGCAAAGACUUGCCAGGAAAGAGCUACGGAAAUUAAAAAUGGCGGAAAGGGAAGCAAGCGUACUCCAACAAGCGAAAGAUAAUCUUGAAAAACAGAUUGAAGAUCUCACAUUGUAUAUAGAGUCCGAAAAACGCUUGAAGACUGAGUUGGAAGAAGCAAAAGAUCGGGAAAUUCAGAAGGCUCAGAAGUCCUUGCAAUCCAUGCAGAGUGAAUUGGAUGAAACAAAUGCAUUGCUUGUCAAGGAACGUGAGUCUGCACGGAAAGCAAUUGAAGAAGCAUCGAUAGUCAAAGAAAUUCCAGUUCAUGUGGAGGACACAGAAAAAAUUGCUAAUUUAACUACAGAAGUGAAAAACUUGAAGGCUUUAUCAGAAUGGGAAAGGCAACGAGCAGACGAAGCCCUGGAAUCAAGUGAAACUAAGCGGAUGAAGUUGGAAGAAACUGAAAGAAGAGUGUUUCAGCUUCAGGAAGCUUUGGAUAGGCUGGAGGAUAAGCUUUCUGACAUUGAGUCACAAAAUCAAGUUCUUCGACAGCCGGGUUUAUCAGUGCCGCAAAAUAAUAAGUGCCAUGAAGGACACUCAAAUUCAGCUAAGGUACUCAUAAGAUGGAGCAAAACCUUUUUAGAUCUUCAUAGCUCUUCAACUCACUCAAGAGAUGCCUCGGAUCCAGAGGAAAGACUAAAGAGACCGCUUGAUGAGAGACAUGAAUAUCAUGAUUUGCUCACUCGAUGUAUUGCACAACGGGUAGGAUUUUCUAAGGGCAGACCAGUUGCUGCCUGCAUCAUAUACAAAUGUUUAAGGAAAUGGCGAUCAUUCGAAGUUGAAAAAACCGGCAUUUUUGAUCGCAUAAUCCAAGCUAUAGGCAGCGCUAUUGAGAAACAAGACAACAGUGAUGUUUUAGCCUAUUGGUUAUCAAAUGCAUCAACGCUUAUGUUUCUUUUACAACAUACACUGAAAUCUAGUGGUGCUGCAGAAGAUCAGUAUUACAGACGAACAAGAUCAGGGAAGAGAACUCACAGCUUUCGUGGAAGUCCUCAUAGUGUAAACGUUCCUUCAGUCGAUGGUGAUGCAAUCAGUGUAAACGACUCCCCUCGCCGACUUGAACCUAAAUACCCAGCUUUGCUUUUCAAGCAGCAAUUGACAGCAUAUGUUGAAAAAACUUAUGGUUUGAUACGAGAUAACUUAAAGAGAGAGAUUUCUCCAUUGCUUGGGUUGUGCAUUCAGGCACCAAGAAUUUCCAGAACAAAUAUGCCAAAGGGGACGGCGCGUGCAUUUGCUAAUGCUGCUUCUCAUGAGAUUUUGCUUGCUCAAUGGCAAGGGAUUGUCACCAAAGUUGGAACUUUGUUAAACACGUUGAAGGUUAAUUAUGUUCCACCAUUUUUAAUACGCCAAGUGUUCACACAGAUAUUUGCUUUCAUCAAUGUCCAAUUAUUCAACAGCCUUCUACUGAGACGAGAAUGUUGCUCUUACAGUAAUGGAGAAUACGUCAGGUCUGGGUUGGCUAUGUUGGAACGCUGGUGCCAUAAGGCAACCGAAGAGUACUCUGGAUCAGCUUGGGAUGAGCUCAAGCACAUAAGACAAGCUAUUGCAUUCCUGGUUACCCAUCAAAAACCAAAGAUUAGGCUGGUUGAAAUAAGCCGUGAUCUAUGUCCUAUGCUUAGUAUACAACAGCUAUACAGAAUCAGUACAAUGUAUUGGGAUGACAAACAUGGCACACAUAGCCUUUCUCCAGAAGUUAUUUCCAACAUGAGGAUUCUAAUGACCCAGGACUCAAAUAAUGCCGUCACCAACAAUUCUUUCUUGCUUGAUGAUGAUUCAAGCAUACCGUUCUCCACUGAUGAUCUGACAAAAUCAAUGGAUCGGAUCAGUAUAUCAGAUAUUGAGCCUCCCCCUCUUCUUCGUGAAAGUUCUGGUUUUGGUUUUUUAGCACCGCGUUUGAACUAUUGAGGAUUACCUGACAAACUCGGCCUUUAGUAAAUUGUAGAAAAGCCAAUUAAAUCUUAUGUAGGAUGAUGUUGUUCAGUUGUGUAUGUCAUAGGUCUAACGUUCAUUACCACACAUUUAAUAGAUACUAUAACCAAUUUUGUAGAAUCAAAUGUGUGUAUAGUUAUAGAAUCAUAGUUUUGAGUUUUUUGGUACUUCUAAUUAGACGGGUAUUUGUAAAGAGGAAUUGAUGGAAGUUUUGAUUUAUU